AUGUUAAAUCGUUUUAUUCUAUUAAUAAUAUUUUCUUUAUCAUUAUGGUUUGUUGUUAAUUGUGGUGAUGAAUUUGAAGAUUAUCGAUGUCGAUGUGUUUGUCCAUCAUUUACUGUUUUACAAGAUCCAUCAGUAAAUGAAACAAAUCGUCGUGUUUAUGUUGAUGUUGUUGCACCAGAUAAUUGUACAUGUGAACGUGUUGUUUUUCGUACAAUGAAAGUAUCACCUAGCUUUCAACAACGUUUUUGUCCAAGAUGUGUUUGUAAUUAUGAAGUACGCAAUACAACUACAAUGAAAGUCGUUGUUAUUAUAAUAAUGGUUGCUAUAUCAUUAUUAUUUAUUUAUAUGUCAUUUUUACUUUGUCUUGAUCCAUUAAUGAAUCAAAAUACAAAAUCAUCAACUACAGUACGACAACCAAAACAAUAUCAAAGACAAGUUAAUGAAGAAGUUAAUUUAUCUAAUCCAACACAAGAAUGUGUAUUUAGUGAACCAAUUGCAAGUGGUUUACAAAUAAAUCCACAACGUUCAUCAACUGUUUUAAAUUUAGUUACGCAUGAACAAUCAAAAUGGAGAAAACAAGUACAACAACAACGACAAUCAGUUUAUAAUAAACAUGAAAUACUUAAUUAG
Rotaria sordida is the source of this 630-nucleotide messenger RNA. The record is from the annotation of a GenBank genome assembly. Lineage: Eukaryota; Metazoa; Rotifera; Eurotatoria; Philodinida; Philodinidae.